Etheostoma cragini (Arkansas darter) is the source of this 1803-nucleotide messenger RNA. Its product is annotated as butyrophilin subfamily 3 member A2-like. The transcript is spliced from 7 exons. The coding region runs from base 43 to 1803 and encodes 586 amino acids. Lineage: Eukaryota; Metazoa; Chordata; Actinopteri; Perciformes; Percidae. The record is from RefSeq and is a predicted model, not a curated record.
UUUGUGCAGCUCGCUGACUGAGAAAGCACGCUAAAGGUCUGCAUGAUGCCCCCCCAGACGGACAGACUGGCCUAUAACUCUCCCCCCAUUGUUUGCAGCACUUUGAGUCUCCAAUACGCUGUUGCCCUUCUUCUCCUGACACACUCUCGUCAAGGUCAGUCUCAGGCGAUUGGUCAACCUCAGCCAAUAGUGGCAUUGGUUGGCAAUGACAUCACUUUGCCGUGCCAUGUGAAACCGGCCACGGAUGCUGUUAACCAGAUGGUGGAGUGGUCAAGACUGGACCUGAACCCCAGAUUUGUCCAUGUGAGACGCUCCGGGGACGACCGACUGGUUGACCAGAAUCCGUCCUACAUGGGAAGAACAUGGUUGUCCAUCAACGGACUGAGACAGGGAGAUGCUUCGCUGACGCUCUCCAGACUGGAGCUCUCUGAUGAAGGAACGUACAGAUGCUUCAUUCCAGGCUUGACAACAGAAUCCAGUGUUCAGCUUGUUGUUGUAUCGUCUCCUGUCAUCAAGAUAACCGAACUCGGCAGCGGCGUGCUGCAGUGUGAGUCUGGAGGCUGGUACCCAGAGCCUGAGGUGUCGUGGCUGGACGCUGAGGGAAACCUCCUCUCUGCUGGACCUACAGAGACCAUCAGAGGUCCUGAUGAUCUCUACACUGUCAGCAGCAGAGUGACUGUGGAGAAGAGACCCAGCAACAGAUUCACCUGUAGAGUCCAGCAGAAGGACACCAACCAGACCAGAGAGACACGCAUUUAUGUUCAAGAUGAUUUCUUCACGGAUCUAUCUGGUUCUGGUUCUGGUUCUUCUAUCAUCAUUGGGUUGGUUGGUGGUGUCCUGUUGAUUCUCGCGGUUGCCCUUGUUGUGUGGAAAUGGAGAGCAAACAAAACCAAGACCAGGAAGCAGCAGGAGGACGAAGAAACACCGCGAGGAGGAGAGAACUCUACAAGUAAUGAUUCAGAACAGAAGUGUCUGAUAGAAAGAGAAUCAGAAGAUAGAGAAACAGUUAAUAAUCAGAACAAGAAAGAGGAAGAAAAUAACACUUCAUAUCAAACAGAAGAGGAAACUCACCAGGAGAAGACAGAAGGAGAGACUGGCAAUAUUCUCAACCAGAGACAGGAACUAUGUGCAAAUGCUAAAACAGAGGAAGAGAGAAAAUCAAUAACUGUAGAAACAGCAGCUCCAGGUCCAACUCAGAGUCUGAUGGAUGGACAUGGACAACAGCAGCAGGACACGGCAGCAGACGCAAAUAAUGAUAUUGGAAAGGAAGAAACAGAAGAGGACAUCAAAUCUGCUGAAGACAAAGCUUCAAGUCAGGGUCCAACUGACGACCAAACACAACACAACGAUCCAUCAGCAGGAGGAGGGAAGCAGAAUGAUUCUGAAUUGAUAACUGUAGCAGAGAGUGGACACAAAGUAAAGAAUGGAGACAGGAGAGAUGGAGGGGGGAACCCAACCUGUCUUCCUCCUGCUAAACCAGAUCGGCUCUUUAAAACCGAACCACAGACGGAUUUGAAUAAAAAAAAUGAAGACAACAAAACAGAAUCUACAGAUAACCAAGCAGCAGGUCCAACUGAGGGACAACCACCACACCAUGAUGGACCAGCUGUAGGAGGGACAAAUAAUACAUCAGACCAGACAGGAGGACCAUCAGGGAAGAGUGACGACACUCCAGUUCCAGCAGAGAGAAGAAGACAGAAAGGACAACAAGAGGAAGGAGGAAAGAGUCUGAUGGAAGGAGACGGACAACAACAGCUGAAAGUGGAGCAGGAGUUGAGUGAAAAUGUGAAUAAAGAGGUUUAA